This is a messenger RNA of Punica granatum (pomegranate), 1125 nucleotides long. The record is from RefSeq and is a predicted model, not a curated record. Lineage: Eukaryota; Viridiplantae; Streptophyta; Magnoliopsida; Myrtales; Lythraceae.
ACUAAGAUCACGGGAAGAUGGGAAAAGGAAAGAUGAAGAAUAAAAACCCCUCAAAAAAAAAAAAUUAAAAAAAGAAAAGAGAGAGAAAAAAGAAUCCCUUUUUCUUUUGCUUCCCUUUCGAUUUGAACCUUAAGCCGUCUCCUCCUCCGCCGGGGCGUCUCCUCAUCCCCCGAAUGAGCGCAUAACAACCCAAUCGCGGAACCCGAAAGGGGAAAUUUUUAGGUUCUGUGCUGAAGAAAUGGGGGCAGAUGGGGGGGCGCUGGUGGUGCUCAACGUCUACGAUCUCACCGACAUCAACAACUACACCUAUUGGUUCGGUUUUGGGAUCUUCCAUUCGGGCAUUGAAGGUCAAAGAAUUCAUGACAAGGAAUACGGCUUUGGAGCUCACGAGUUCCCAGCAAGUGGGGUGUUUGAAGUGGAGCCGAGGAGCUGCCCAGGUUUUAUAUACAGAUGCUCCAUUUCAUUGGGCCGUGUAAACAUGCCUUCAACCGUGUUUCGGACAUUUAUUGAGAACAUGGCUUCUGAAUACCAUGGAGAUACAUAUCAUCUCAUCUCGAAGAACUGCAACCACUUUACUGAUGAUCUCUCUCGAAGAUUGACUGGAAGGGGAAUCCCGGGGUGGGUGAACAGGCUCGCAGGGAUAGGUGCUGUAUGCAGCUGUCUUCUUCCCGAAAGUCUUCAAGUAACAAGUGUUAAACCGUCACUGGAGUAUCAUGAUAAUUCAGAGGAAGACGGGUUGGAAUCCUUGUCUACCACCACUCCUCAGGAAUCGACUGAAAUAGACGAUGCUGAUCCCGAGCAGCACCUUCUAUCAUCUCCAACCACAAGUUCAGAAGUAUCUUUCGUUAAAGAGCCGAGAGUUUGAAGCUUUAGCUUGAAAGGGACACCAAAGUUGCCCUCCGAGGAUGUGUCUGUUGUAACGUUUGUUUUAUGUUGUUUUCAGGGGGGAAAUGCAAGACCUCUCUAAUUUGUUCAUUGUGACAUUUAUUGUAUUUUAACCUUCAACCCCACCCUCCCCUUUUUUUCAUUUUCUUUUGGCUUUUCCGUUCUUCCUCUUUGUUGGGUUUGAAUUGACAAUGUGUUCUCUGGCAUUGAUUAUGAGGGAAACUCUUACAUGUUAUGUGA